AUGCCAUUGACAAAAGAAUCGGCAGCCGUGGAAAAGAGAAAGCUUGAUGAAGCGUCCAGUCUCGUUUCCCGUUUACAGAAUAGACUUGUAGAAGGCGUGGGGAGUCGCACUGAGGCAGAGGCCAUUCGUCAGAAGAUUGUUUCUCUUGGCGGGACUGUCUCCCAAGAUGUCAUGAACAAUGCAGUCAAGGCAGUUGCUGUGUCGCGAACUUCUCAAAACCGGAUCGGCAGUCUGAUGGCUCAAACUAGCGAGCAAGCUAAAGACUUGGGAUGCAGUUCUGAGUACACCCCUUCCAAGGCUGUCCCCGAUACAUGGGAAGCACUGACACGCGAUAGGCUCAAAAUAAUUCAUUCAGAGGAGGAAGAAGUUAAAGCUGUUCAGUCCCAGAAAGAAAAGGACCUCAAGGAGGCACAGAGAAGAGAUAUGAUAGCAAAACGGAAGGAGCGAGAGCUUGAGGAGAAGCUUGAGAAAAUGGAGCCUUCGUUUGCUUUGAGAAACACGGCGUGGGAUAACUUUGGACGCAGAGAUCAAACUUUGGCAAAAGAACGCAACAAUCAGGCAGCCAAGGCAGAGCUGGCCAAGGAACUCAAGAGUGCAGCCAUCAAGGAGCAAGAACAGCGCCGACAGCAGCGAAAGGACUACAGACAGCAGGGCCUCUAUGACUCUGAUGCUCUUCCACAUGACCGUAUUGAUCCCGCAACGGGCAAACCUCUACAUACUGCUCUACCUGAUAAGUAUUUAGAGAGGAUGAAACAGGAAGCGUGCAAGGAGCACGAUUGGGUGCCCGACAUUCCAUCUAGGACUGAAACCUUACAGCGUGCAAUGUUAGGGCUCAACCAGCCAACAGACAUUCAGGCAUCGGGGGUUGGCAACUCAAUAUCGUCAGGCGCUAUGCAGUCGCGAGCAGGUUUCAAACAUACAACCAAAGUACAAGCCUAUCAGGAGCGCGCGAGGGCAGAGAAAGAAGAACUCAAGAACAUGUCGAAAGUAUACAAGACUCAAGAGAUACAGAAUCAGAACCUAUUCAGCAAGGCAAACUCGACUGCAAACAUCGCCAGGCACGAUGCCAUGGUUGCCGAAGUGCAUACAAAGAAAAUCCAGGACGAGCUGGAACUACGUCAGCGCCGAGAAGGUGGUAUGGAGCUGCCUACAGCAGACGAAGUUGCUCACUCAAAGAAGGGCGCUUUUACAUCUACUAAACCAGUCGAAUAUUCUCCUGAAGAUGAAAGGAUCCCUUAUAACGCAAAGGGCGCCUCCUACAUAGAUCAGUUUGGCAUUGAGGACGAAGCUAGGAUGCGUCGCGACCGCAAGCACGUCGCACCCUUAACAGAGGAAGAGAAACGAAAGCUGGAGAAGGAGUUCUAUUACAAGAGGAAUCCCCACAAGCGGCCUCUGAGCCCCACCGUUGCUGCGAUUAUUGAGAAUGAAAAAGCGCUGUCGGCAAAUAAGGCUACACGCAAUCCAGUGAAGGCUGCGCCUAACCUCGAUGUUCCUCUUCAGAGAAAAGAAGACUUUGAAAGGCUCAAUUCCGAAGAGAUGAAGAUCAAUGCACUCCCUUGCUACAUAAAGCCCCUCAUCUAG
Giardia duodenalis is the source of this 1581-nucleotide messenger RNA. RefSeq lists its product as uncharacterized. The coding region runs from base 1 to 1581 and encodes 526 amino acids. The record is from RefSeq and is a predicted model, not a curated record. The transcript has a single exon. NCBI's taxonomy places the organism in Eukaryota, Fornicata, Diplomonadida, Hexamitidae.